Humulus lupulus (European hop) is the source of this 1377-nucleotide messenger RNA. RefSeq lists its product as uncharacterized. The transcript has 3 exons. NCBI's taxonomy places the organism in Eukaryota, Viridiplantae, Streptophyta, Magnoliopsida, Rosales, Cannabaceae. The coding region runs from base 1 to 1377 and encodes 458 amino acids. The record is from RefSeq and is a predicted model, not a curated record.
AUGUUGAACAAUAGGCCGCAGGGAAAUUUACCCGGUAAUACUGUUGUGAACCCUAAGGAGCAGUGCCAAGCCAUUACUUUGAGAAGUGGGAAGCAAGUUGACCAGUCUGUAUCACAAUCUUCAACUGAAAAGAGUGAAGAAGUGGGAGAGACGUCUAAUUCAAAGAAAAAGGGGGUUACUGAAGAUCAUCAUGUUACAGAGAGGGCUCCACCAGUUGCUAUUGCUGAUCCUAAAGUCAGAAUUCCCUAUCCUCAAAGACUUCAGAAAAAUUCUCUUGAUAAACAAUUUUCCAAGUUUUUAGAGGUCUUCAUGAAGUUGCACAUCAACAUUCCAUUCGCUGAAGCUUUAGAACAGAUGCCCAGUUAUGUGAAAUUCAAGAAGGAGAUUUUGUCAAAGAAGAGAAAAAUGGAGGACUAUGAAAUUGUGGUGCUAAUAGAGGAGCGCAGUGCAAUUUUGCAAAGAAGGCUUCCUCAAAAGCUCAGGGAUCCAGGAAGCUGUUUUGAGAAGAAUGGGAGCACUGAUGCUCUUGAGGUGGUGUUGAAACAGUAUGAAGAAGAAGACAGUGAUGAUGCUGAGGUCAUGGAUUAUGUGAAGUGGGUAAAUUCUUACGGGCCUUACUAUAGAAAGAAAUAUGAGGAAUUGGGGAAAGUGCUUGAACGACCAAUACUGUCUAUAGAAAAUCCACCAGAGUUGGAAUUGAAAACUUUACCAGAUCAUCUUCGCUAUGCCUACUUGGGGGAGAAGGAGACUCUACCAGUGAUUGUGUCUUCUUUUCUGUCUAAUGAGGAAGUGGAAAAAUUGUUGAGAGUCUUAAGGGCUCACAAGUUGGCUAUUGGGUGGACAUUGGAGGAUAUGAGAGGAAUAAGUCUGUUAGCAGUGAUGCAUAAAAUCCGGAUGGAAGAUAAUAGCAAGCCAUCCAUUGAAGCUCAGAGAAGAUUGAACCCAACUAUGAAAGAGGUGGUGAGGAAAGAAAUUCUUAAAUGGCUAGAUGCUGGUGUGGUUUACCCUAUUUUUGAUAGUGCAUGGGUGAGCCCAUUUCAAGUGGUGCCAAAGAAAGGAGGAAUGACUAUGGUGAAGAAUGAAAAGAAUGAGCUCAUCCCAACUAGAACUAUUGCUAUUGCAUCAAAAGAUCAAGAGAAGACAACUUUUACUUGUCCUAAUGACACUUUUGCUUUCCCGAGAAUUCCAUUUGGGCUUUGCAAUGCCCCUGCUACAUUCCAACGAUGUAUGAUGGCAAUAUUUUCUCACAUGGUUGAGAAGAGUAUGGAGAUCUUCAUGGAUGAUUUUUCAAUAUUUGGGUCGUCAUUUGAUGAAUGCUUGAAUCAUUUGGAAGCAGUGUCGCAGUGUUGUGAGGAGUCUAAUAUGGUAUUGAGUUAG